AUGUCGUCUUCGGAGCCGCGGCCGCGCCCCGCCGCCUCCUUCUCCGGCGACCUGCCCGAGGACGCGCUGUACGAGGUCCUCCUCCGCAUCCCGGCCAAGGAGCUCUGCCGCCUCCGCGCCGUCUGCCCGGCCUGGCACGCCCUCACCUCCGAUCCGCCCUUCGUCGCGGCUCACAAGUCCACCCACCGCACGGCGCCCCCGCUCCUCGCCAUUGCCUACCGCGACGACAGUGAGGUCAACGGCGUUGCGAUUUCGGAUCUGUCGGGCAACGUCGUGAGGCGGAUUCCAGUCACCGGGUAUGAGAUUGUUAUGGUGAACGAGUCGGGCGAUGCCGUUCACCGGAGCUCAAGCAAGGAGGAGCAUGAUAGCAUCUGUGUUGUGCGCAGCCGGCUAGACCUCGUGUGCUUCCACUGGAAUGUGUACUCUAGGACCUUCUGCGUGCUGAACCCGGUCACUGGAGCUACUCUCGACUUACCGAUGGGCCACUCAAAGGAAUUGGAGCAUGAGCUGGAGGUACAGGGAAGAAAAUGGGGCUGCCAUGUCGAGUGGUGCGCUUUUGGGAAGGUCUCCUCUACCAGAGAGUACAAGGCGCUCCGCAUCUGUAGCAUUCGUGACCGGCAGGUAUGUGAGGUUAUCACCUUUGAUGACACCAACCAUGGAAGCUGGAGGAGGAAGCAGGACCCUCCGCCCCGUAUCUGUACCGGUCGUCAGAUGAGAUGCGUGGUCGUCGAUGGGGUGGUGUACUUCUUGAUGGAUUUUCACUACACAUACUUUGAAACCGGGGUUAUAACCAUUGAGCCUGGUAGCAUAGCUUCAUUCAACCUCGAGGCGGAGGAGUGGGGUGUUCUACCUGGUCCAGGACAGGUCAAGAGGUUUGUGCAAGAGAACAAGAAAUACAGUUACUCACAGCUUGAGCUCCAGUUAUCAUUGGCUGAGUUGAACGGCUGCUUAGUUCUGGUUCAUAAUAUUCAUAAGGUAUCUAUGGACUUGUGGUUUUUGACAGAUUUUGAGAAAGGUAUCUGGGUCAAGAAAUACAGCCUGCCUUCGCAUGUUGCUAGGCUUUUUUGGUAUCCUUUUCUCAUGUUAGAUGAUGGGAGAAUUUUCUUCAGUGGGAUGGAUUGUCUGGAAGGUAUAUUAAGUGGUGGAGAGCAAGGAGAGGGAUUCCUGCAAAGUUAUGAUCCAAGAAAUGACACUUAUGCUGAUGCACUAGAACUGAGAGAUCCCAGAUCAAUUUGCAUUUACACAGGAAGCGUGCUGAGUUUAUAG
Molecule: messenger RNA, 1266 nt
Organism: Triticum turgidum subsp. durum (durum wheat)
Lineage: Eukaryota; Viridiplantae; Streptophyta; Magnoliopsida; Poales; Poaceae
Source: the annotation of a GenBank genome assembly